Molecule: messenger RNA, 799 nt
Organism: Zophobas morio
Lineage: Eukaryota; Metazoa; Arthropoda; Insecta; Coleoptera; Tenebrionidae
Product: odorant receptor Or1-like
Exons: 1
Coding region: 38-799 (253 amino acids)
Biological process (GO): detection of chemical stimulus involved in sensory perception of smell; sensory perception of smell
Cellular component (GO): plasma membrane
Molecular function (GO): odorant binding; olfactory receptor activity
Source: RefSeq, a predicted model, not a curated record
AAAACUGCUCACUCUAGUGCAAGAUUUUUCAGAAACCAUGUCGGAAACCGUCAAAUACGACUGGUUAUCAAUCAUCAAAAUAAACAUCUGGAACUUCAAAUUAGUGGGCUUAUGGCCCGGCGACGAAGGGUACAAACUCGACUUUUACCUCCUGCGCAGCUCCAUCAUAGUGUUUGUUUUCGCCUUCAUCCUAACUGGGGGUCAAACCUUGAAGCUUAUGAACCACAUGACCGACCUCGAAGUGGUAGCAAGAACAGCAUACAUGAUAAUUUCCUUCUGGCUGAUGUUCGCGAAGAUGUACUCCAUCGCUCGCAACAUCCAACCCCUUAGAAAGCUCCUGAGAAGCCUAAAUGACGACAUUUUUCAAGUUCGCACCCAAGAGCAAAUUGACAAUAUAUCUCCCAGUAUUAGGAUAUGGAACAUCACGUACAUUUUAAUCACCGCAUGUAUCGCUUCUUCUGUAACCUUCUGGGCUAUUUUCUCGUUCAGCAACCGCAGAUUGCCCUUCACUUCUUGGUAUCCUUACAACACUACGGUUUCACCUAUGUAUGAAGUAACUUGUAUUCACCAGCUUGCAAGCCUUUUUUUUCAAGCCUACGUCGUGGAUAUUAAUAUGGACACGUUUAUAGCUGCUUUUAGUCUAUAUGCGGCAGUUCAGUUUGAUAUUUUGUGUGAUAAUGUGAAAAGAUUAAAGCCCGAAGGAUUCAGAGAGGGUUUGAUUUCCUGUGUGAAGCAUCACCGGGCAAUUGUGAAGUAUGUAACUGCAGGAUUUACGAUGAUAAUUGUUCUAACAAAUUAG